This is a messenger RNA of Dreissena polymorpha, 6071 nucleotides long. RefSeq lists its product as uncharacterized. The coding region runs from base 179 to 3703 and encodes 1174 amino acids. The transcript has 5 exons. NCBI's taxonomy places the organism in Eukaryota, Metazoa, Mollusca, Bivalvia, Myida, Dreissenidae. The record is from RefSeq and is a predicted model, not a curated record.
CGACUGUCUAGCUCAUUACAUAACUGUGUCUUGUGUUUUCGCUUUAUUUGUAGUGCGGGAAAGGACGGUUAAUGUAGGGGUUCAGUCGAUAAAAAAAUCAUGGCGUGUUGUUUUUCCGUACAUAAUAGCAAAGUAAUAUUAGUUACAAUCGACCAAAAAGAAUAGAGAUUGUAAGAACAUGGCUGGAAACCUGGAUGAUAUGUUUAGCAACAAGGAGACGUGUAACUGGUUUAAAGCUUCAAUCGCACUGAUCAUCACGAAACAAGGGCUAGAAAAGUUCGUUGACUCAGAAAUACAGAAACUGCACGCAAAUGUUGGAAGAGCCUGUGGAAAUUGCUUGACACAGAACUUAAUACAAUGCCCAACAUCUGGUGUAUGUAGAAACGCAAGAAGUUGUAGCUUCCACAAUGCACCAGGACUACUUCCCCGUCCUUGUCCUAUGAAAAUAUGUGAUCAAGUGAAACAAAAUAUCGCCUCACAUCACAGGUAUUCCAAUCCAUCUUGGAAGAAUACAAGAGCUGUGUUAUGGGCUGCCAACCACUGGGAGAUCGCCAAAUGCUAUCUUCCUCCGGACGGAUAUAUUGAUGUAGCGUCAGUACAGGGCACUGACUUCAAUGGCGUCAUAUGUGUUCUUCUUAACUGCACGCAUUUUGACACUUGUUUCUCCUUCAGUAUUGCACCACGUUCAAGUCCGGAAUGCAUUUUGACACAGGUUCGUCAGAUAGGCAGAGACGUUCGACACACUUCGACUUGUCGAGUCGCAGAUUCAGAUCUCCAGAACAUCUUUCUCACAUUACAAAGCCUAAUCUCGGAUCCAGUCAGCCUUGCAAACGACCCAAACGCAAGUUCAGCAAUAAAUAAACUCGGAAAAUUGAAGAAUAACACACAAUUUAUUAUAAAUCCAGACGAACUACUUGAACAUCUUAAAGAUGCGCACCAAAAUCUGGUUAAAAUAAAUGACAAAAGUGAAACACUUUCAAAGGAAAUGGACAUGGUUUUAGACGAGAUUGAUACCCAUAUGAAAGAAUGUAUUCAACGUAUUAAGGAGAGGGAACUGGAAGCAAGCGAGCGAAUUUCAAAAGAAGGCGAACAAGUUCUAACAAAGAUACAAUCUCAAACGUUGGUUAGUAUUACGAGUCUAGAUGAAAAGGCAACACUGCUUCAGGAACGCAUUGUCAAAGAGGCAAAGCAAGGAAUCGAGCAAUUGCGGAUAGAUUCUGCAAUGGCACACUACGACCAAGGCCUUGAAGAGCUACGUCGACGUCUUGUUCAGCACUACAACAAUACUCUUAAGCAUGUCGCUUUAUCGCCUUUAAAUCCAAGUUUCGAUAGUUCUACAACGUUGGAUAACCUGUAUGCUACCGCAAAAAUAUUCCGAAUCCGAAUGAAUAAGCCAACCUUGAAAAAACAUGACAACGUUAAAUCCAUUUUUCAGAAGAAAGAUGAGCAAGCCGAGAGAAAUGAAAUAAGUCUUUACAAGGAUCUUUUUGACACCAAUGGCAAGUUAAAUGGACGGAUAUUUUUAGAAGGUGACGCAGGUACUGGUAAAACAACGUUUGUUGCAAAGUUAGUGCUUGAUUGGUGUAAAGUGUUUCAGUUGUCAUGUAAAACUGAUGUAGAUGAAACCGAUUUUAAUGAUUUUGCAUCGCUGGCUAGAUUCAGUUUCGUCUUUCUCGUCACUUUGAGAGAUUCUAUCGGUGAGCGUGAAGUACCAAAGAUGAUUAAAGAACAAAUUAUCGAUAUGGUAUAUUUCGACGAUGACCGUGAAAAAGCCUACAUACUUCUUCAACGAAUAAUGGAAAGGGAAAAAUGUCCUGUCGUUCAAGAUGGCCUUGAUGAGUGGACGGCUAUGAAAGGAAAACUAGCCCAACCGUUGAUGGUGGGGUGCCACAACCAGUGCACCUUGUUAACAACAACACGGUCAUGGAAACUGGCAGACGAACGUAUACGAGACUCACAAAUUGACGGUUUAUUUCUAUUAGAUGGGGUAAAGGAUGUAUUUACCCUUUGUAGGAUGGUACCGAAAAAUUCAUAUUAUAUACAUGAUCUUUUUGAACAGAACGUAAAAUCGAAUAAACUUGAAGAAUUGUUGUCAGAGCCAUUGUUGCUGAAAAAAAUUGUUUCGUUAUGGGCGGAAGAUGAACGUGUUGACGGUUCAAUAUGCAAACUUUUUAGCAUUCUGCUAGAUGGUCUACUUAAGAAGGUCAGCGAUGAAGUAAGCUUCUUUCCAAAUCCACCAGUUUUAUGCUUUCAAAACACAAGAUACGUACAUCAAAAUAUUGAUCAUUUAGAUGCAAUUUCAAUGUUGGCAUUUUAUCUCUUGUUUUCUUUGGAAAAAGAGUUUUCCUUAGUGUUCACCGACAGACAAAUUGCAAGAUACGGGUUUGAGCCACACAAGACAUUUUCCCUGACGUCUGGACUUUUAACUGAAAGAAAACGGUCAGCCGUUGCUAUUACGUCAUCCACAUUUUCAUUCGCAAACAAGAGCAUGCAGGAAUUCUUAGCAGCAUAUUACAUCGUCCGAAAUAAAAACGUCAUUGAUGACGUCGUAUCCAAAUAUCUGGAUCACUUUCCCGAAGACUUGUUUAGUAUUUCACAGACAUUUGUAUUUGUUUGCGGACUAGACAUCCAGGCAGCAUAUGCGCUUUCUUGUUUGAUGGACGACCGCAUGACUACUGCUGAUUUCUAUACUUUUCAGGAUUUAAUUAUAGCUGGUUUCAUGGAGGCAAAGGAUAACAAUACUAAAGAUUUAAUUAAACUUAAAAUCAGUGAUAUUGAUUUGGACGCAAUUCUGCAUCCUUUGUUCAUGGAAAACGGUUUUCCUCCCUUAUUGAGCAUUUACAAAGGCAGCAAGUUUAUGCAGAUGCGUCAUUCAAUAGAAUGUCUCUUUGAUUUUAACAAAGCAAAUCUUAGAAGGUUAGAUAUUGGUGAUGUUUAUGUAACUGAAAUUGGCAAUCAUUUUCUAUCAGAAGAAUUGAACUUAACGGACAUUCUUUUAUCAUCUGCUCAUUGCCUAGAACACUUAGACAUAACGUUUAGAAAAAUUGUAUUGUCUUCGUCAACGAAUACAAAGACACCAAUUCGAAUGGAUGUAUUUGUAACUGACCCAAAAGUCAUAACAAAGCUACAGAAACUGAAAAUAUUUACUUUACGAUAUUCUAGUAGAAGUCUCGAUGCAACAGAUACAUUUCCGAUAGAAAUGUUAUUCCCGUGGACCAACCAAUCUGAAACAACGUUUCAUGAUAUCCAAUUUCCAUCGUCACUAGCGAAUGAAGACAUCGACUUGCCGUCAGCAAAAGCAUAUCAAGAAAUCAACUUGUCAUCUGUAACAGCUUUUCAAGAAAUCAACCUGCCAUCUGCAUUGGCAUGUCAUGAUACCAGCCUGCCAUCGUCAAUAGAAAACAUAACAUUAGCAAAAAUUACAGUUUCGGCUGUAUGGCUGAGUCUUUUGCUCAAGAAACUCUCCUUAUUUGAUCAUCAUGUUAACAUAACAUUGGAAGAAUGUUUCAUCCAAUCAGUCAACGCAGACGAACAAAAAGAUUUGGCAUCGGUUAAACAACGAGUUAGUGAAUCACAAACUUAUAUGUGUGUCAGUAAUGUUUUAAGUGUGAAUUCGUAUGGAGACAGUGAGGGUCUCUAUGACUCAUUGAUGGGCAUGAAUAUACAUCGCCUAUUUUUGUAUCAUAUCAACAAAUACGGUUAAUUAACAAACCUACUAGCAACGCUUAGUACAGUUCAAAAGCUACGAAUUACAUUUGACGAGUAUAUAGACAUUCCGAUACCGCGCUCUGUUAUUUUCGCAUAUUUUACAUAUUCCGUAUUAUCAUGUCAAGGUGUGAAAGCAUUGUUGCACAAAGUCAAUAGCAUGAAUCAACCUUUGGAAAUAAAGCUUGUUUUCGGUUAUGAUGACCGUGUGUUGGAUGAAUACAUGGCUUUAAAAGAGGAGAUCGGAAAAUCUAUAUAUUCGAGUAUUGCAUUAAAAUGCUUUGAUUUUUGUUCUGCACAUGACGUCCGACAUGAGGAAAACGAUGAUUGUGAUGAAGAUUGUGUAUUUUUAAGUCGUAUUGGAAUUAAAAGUAAAUGUUUUUAUGCACGAAUUAAGUGCGAUGUUUGACGCAAUUGUAAUACACGUGCCAACAUAAACAAUUUAUAUGCCAUGAUAAGUAUAUAAUGGACAGAUGUUUUCUUCAAUCAUUCAAUGCAUAAAUAUCAAGUGCAUUGACAGUGGAUGAACACAGAGGUAGCGAGACUAGCGACUCCUUAACAUAUUCACGAGUCGAUCAUGUUGUAGGCUUUAUGUCUUUCGAAAACAGAGAAGGUUUUUGUGAUGUAUUGGUGGUGUAUGAUAUCAACAAAUAGGCUUUCAAAACUUUGUUCUGAUGAAAAGUUACGACAAGUAACUUAAAAUUAUAUUGAAAUUCCGAAAGCAUGCUUUGGUACAUGUAUGUUUGUACAUUUUAAUACUCCAAAUUGUUAUUGCAUUGUGUAAAGGUACGUUUGCACAAAUUCACAUCACUUCAUAAACCUUUUAAUUCGAAUCUGGUGUUAGACUGUGACAAAAUAAUGGAAGGAGAAUACAACGCCUUAACUUAGGUGCUAGUUGAAGAUUAAAACAUCCAUUUAUAAAUGCAGAACUAAAGUUCAAUAGUUAACACAUGUUUGCGGAACCGUUGAACUAAAGCAGUCCCUGGGUCUGAUACAAACAUUCUACGUCACUAAGGACUAAGUUAAUAAAAUAUUAUAUAUUUAAAUGGUCAUAAUUCCUAUAUUACUUAUAAGUUUGAUUUUGAAACCUCUUUAAGUUGUUUUACUUUUGGAAAUUGGUUCUUUGUCAUAAAUAAGGACAGCAAGGUAUAAUAAGGUUAUUCGUAUGAUUAUUUCCGGUAUUGAGAGGCAGUCAGCGAUAGAAUUAAGUGUUAUUAUAUUAUCGAAACCUCUAUAAGCUGUAUCACUGUUAACCCUUUCAGUGCGGGGACCGAAUUUUGAAGGCCUUUGCAAACAGUUUGGAUCCAGAUGAGACGCCACAGAACGUGGCGUCUCAUCAGGAUCCAAACUGUUUGCGAUUCUGAUAGUAUUCUUUGAAAAAAAAAAUCGAAGAAAAUGCUUAUUUUAGAAAUUCAGCAGACGACAUUUUAGCAGACGACAAAUUUCCCAGCAUGCAAAGGGUUAGACAACGAUUAAUUCCUUGCCAUUAAAAGAUCUGCAACUUACAAUAAGGUGUCUGCACAUACUCGUGGGGAUUUCCCUAUAGUGUACAUAUCGUUUGUACAUCCAUGUGUUUUCGACUUAACAGUUGAGAAUUAUUUGUAAUUGUAAAGAACUCUUAUUACGUUAAUUGUCGGGUAUCACUCUCUCUGAACCUUUAUUCUAUUUUUUUCAUUCAUCAACGUUCUACAUUUAUUAAAACUGUGGAACGAUGAUCGUAUAUACUUGCUUAAAAUAAGACCAAGCAUACAUCCAUUUUUUUUGCGAUUUUACACGCUCUGAAUUCAAACAGCAGUCUGAAAACUACGAAUAAUUAGUAUAUCAAUUUGCAAUCGCUUAAUCGCUAGAUAGUGAUAUUAUAACUUUCAGUACGAACAAUUGAGUGUGAGCCUAUUCCUCUCAUGAUCUCUGUUUUAUUGAACUAUUAUUAGUGACAUUAAAUAAUAAAAUUUCAUCGUGUUUACAUUCCUGCCAUUACGAACAAAAUGGUCAAAGUGGUAUGUCUGUGCUGAGCACUAGCUUACUGUUAAAAGGGUUACAAAACAACAUAAUACAUCUAGCACGUCAAAAGAAUUAUUUGCAACAAAUAGAAUACACAGGUAUGUACACGCCAUUACCAUUCCCCUAUUACAAUGACUAUGUUGAUAUACCUUUUUAUAAUUUUUUUUUUCACUUAUAAUUUGGUUUUGAUUUGGAUGUUUUAUUUUUUAAACAUUUAAGAUGCGUAUGCUUAAGUUUUUGUUAUGAUCUUCAUUCCGUGUAUAUUGCAUUUUUCUGUGUAGUGCUUUCAAUUUUGACUUUACGAUAAAUACUGUUGUUAGAAAAACCUUGUUUGAUGCCUUGAUUAAAACACUUAAAGCAUUGUA